Messenger RNA from Trichosporon asahii var. asahii CBS 2479, 5148 nucleotides. RefSeq lists its product as uncharacterized. Bases 1 to 5148 code for a protein of 1715 amino acids. Gene Ontology annotation, molecular function: nucleic acid binding; RNA-DNA hybrid ribonuclease activity. Lineage: Eukaryota; Fungi; Basidiomycota; Tremellomycetes; Trichosporonales; Trichosporonaceae. The record is from RefSeq and is a predicted model, not a curated record. The transcript has a single exon.
AUGACCAGCCAGCUCGACGCUGCGACGCCGUUCACUGUUGUCACUUUGAACAUCAACAACCUCAGCGGCAAUGAGAACAAGACCAAUGGUUUGAAGAACCUGUUCGACCGCUGCAAGCCGCAUGUCCUCAUCCUUUCGGAAACAUGGGAGACUCCUGAUGGCCUUCCGGACGUACACGACCCCGCUACCUACACGAGGUUUUCCGUACCGGCAAGUCGGGCCAAUCGCGCCACAGGGGUAGCUGUCUACGUAGACAGUCGCAUCAAGGCUACGCUCGUCAAUCUGGACAGUACCGCCGAGACCAUGGGACGAAUCUGCGCCGUUGAUCUUGUGCUUCCCGACGAGACGAAGCGUCGCAAGGUCGUACGCGUGAUCGGGGUGUACGCAUCGCCCGACAUGGACGACUAUGUCAGCAGCUCUGCCAUGACUCCAUUUUGGUCGGCAGUGCAUUCUCUCACCUCCGACCGUCACGACUGGAUCGUCGGUGGCGACUUCAACGCCCACCUGCACCCCCAGGAGUCGUUCACCCUGAGACAGUCUAGGUACGAGCUCCACCGCGAGAAGCAGCAGGUCGCGUACCGAGCCUUCCUCAACGCUUCCAACGGCGUCGACACCUGGGAGGCACAGGAGGAUGUCACCUGGGAGCGCUGUUGGUCUAUGAAGGCCGACGACGACCCGAGUACGCGUCGGAUCUUGGACCGCUUCGUUGUGUCGCGCAGCGCUUCCAUAAUUAAGACCGAUACGCUCUCAGGAGAUGGUGUCACUGCCACUCUGACCCCAACGUCCCCUCCGACUGUCCUCGAGAUUCGCCAGGCCGUUCGCCAGAUGCCGUUCAUGCCGAUUCCCAAGACGAACCACCGGCCGGUACGAGUAACGCUUCGUCUCGGAUGCCUCGUACCGAAAACGCGUCGAGGCUGGACGAGCUCGGCGCCCCGUCGUCUCCGCCAACCUGAAGGCGAGGCCGCCAAAGAAGCGUAUGGCAAGCUGAACGAGAGUCUCAAGAAGACCUUGACCGAGUCGCCGCCGCCGUGCCUCACCCCGCGGUCCAACGCUGAGUGCGACGCACUCUACGAGUGGUGUAGCAAGGCCUUUGUUGCGGCUUCAGAACACUCAUUCAGUCGGCCCCGUUCCGGCAGUCGAGUCAACAAAGGGUUCCAGGCUCCGACAAGCCCUGCGCUUGAGCUGCUUCUGAAGGAGAAGAAGCAAAUUGGGCGGGCAAUGCGCGCGGCCAAGGAAGACCGCCUAGCUGCUCUCUUCGCAGGGGACCGCAAGAUCCGCGAGGUUCUGAACGGCCUUUUCAGUUCCAGCUCGUUUGGUCGGGACUUCGACAAAGCUGAUGCCAUUGAGAAGAUCAGCUCUAAAUGCAAGCAGAACAAUGCCGCUCGCCGCAAGGAAGAACGUCGUCUGGACUCGGUCGUGUCGUGCGCCUCGGAGCAGACUGCCUGGGACAAGGUCAUGGCCGGCGGUAAACUCAAGCACCUCUUCGUCCCCCCAACCGUCACCAACCCGCCAUGGCUGCUGCGCCGCGACGAGACGGGCGGGUCGACCACUCUUGAGCAUGAGCCUGAGGCCAAGCUGCGCGUCUGGACGAGCCACUUCCGGGACCUGCUCCAGCACCCCGCACCUCCGGCCGUCCAGAAACCGUGGAUGGCGACGAGCCAGCCUCUUCAUCCCGGCUCGGAGGACAAGGGAGGCGAGCAGUUUGACUGGCCCAGGGCCAUGACCGUGGACGAUGUACGACGGACCCUUCUUCACGGCAACCCUCGCCCUUCUCCCGGCCCUGAUGGCUGGGAGAAGUGGGCCCUCGUCCACGCCGACAACGAGUUCCUGAUGGUUGUCACCAACCUGGCCAACUACGUCAUCCUGAGCUCGUACUUCCCCGACCCAAUGAAGUCGGCGUACAUCACGCCCGUGUACAAGAGGGGCGACACCACGGACCCGGCCAAUUACCGUGGCGUCUGCCACUCCAACCUCAUGUACAAUCUAGUCUCCACGUGGUUCAACAGCAACUUCCGCGACUACCUGUGGCAGAAGGGCCUGGUGUCACCCACGCAGGUAGCAGGGCAAGCUGGGGUCCAACCAGGGGAUAUGAUCUCUCUCCUGCAGCAGGUCGACAGCUGCGCAUCGGUGAAUGAAGAGACUGUGUUCGUCUUGAAGCGCGAUCAUCGACAGGGAUUCGAUCGAGUCGAUGCGUCUGGUUUCGAAGACGCUCUCCGCUACUUCGGUUUCAACGAGAACGUUGUCGACUUUGAGCGGGCGCGAAUCGGGCGCUGCAGCAUGAUGGUCAAGUGCCAGGACGGCGUGGCUUCGGACGUUUUCGUGACCUCGGGUCAAACGAAGCAAGGUGACGCGGUUUCCUCAACCCGGUACACCCUCUGGCACUCGCUGUUGUACUGGUGGCUCCUGCGAACUCCGUCGCUCACAAAGCACUUCCCAGAGGUGCGAACGCGGAACGCGAGGACGGGCGACAUCCACCUGGACAUCGACAGCCAGCCGGGACAGGUACUCCGGUGCCUGGAGGCAACAGAUGACAACUUGUUGAUGGCAACAUCUUGGAAAGCGUUGAGGGUCAUCACUCGCAUGGCCGAAACAUUCCAAGAGGCAUAUCUGGCGGAGACGAACUGGGACAAGUCCGAGGUGUUCACCUUGGGAAGACGCCUGAACGAACCUCCGAGUGUCGUCAGCGUACCUUCCUCAACUGGUGACAAGCGCGACGUCCGGUUUGCCAAGGAACCAACCUUCCUCAACACGUCCAUCAUCAAUCCGGCAGACACCUUGGCUAAGGUCAUCGCCGCCAUUGACGAGUUCCCGAUACCUCGAAGCCGCCGCAUCCCUCUUGCCGUCAUUCGCAAGGCUGUCACGAGCCUCCUGCUGCCCAAGAUUCGCGGCAUCCUCAGCCUCCACCCGAUGCCCCUCUACAUGGCUGACGAGGUUGAUCAAGUUCUGGCCCGCAAAAUCCACGACGCUCUCGGAGUUCCCUACCGCAACACCACUGCGCUGUUCCUCCCGGUCACACAGCUAGGCUUUGAUCUGCCAUCGAUCUACCGCCUGAAUGCUGAGAUCGUCAUCGACAGGGUGAUGCGCUCGCUGAACCAUCCAUUGGAGCCGUUCUCCAAGGUGGCGUGGACCACUUGGCACAACAUCAAUUGCCAAGCCCACAAUUGCGCCAACGCAUUCUUCCUGCCGCCGCAGGAGCAGCCGCUGUUGCAGCAGCGUACAGCGCCGGCCCGGCGCCUCGACUCUGUCGCGAUCGCGAAGGCCCAGGAGAAGUGGGAAAGAGCGCCGCGUCUCGUUCCCCAAUCAUGGAGCGCCGCUCGCAACGCAUGCGCUCUCGGGGCAUUUCACAUUGUGCCGACCACCGACCAAGGGCUGGCCCAGGCUCGACCGAUCCAUGUCGUCAAUGCGGCAGAGUAUUCAACUGAGCAACCGCCCCCUGCACCGUUCAUAAGGGACAACAUGUUCCCCCGAACUGGUGAUUGGAAUGACCUCCCAUUCACCGAAUGGGCUCCAAAGGUCAUUGCCGCCAUUGCCUCCGACUGGCGCAGGUUCGGUGGACGUUGGGGAGAAGAGCUGACCAACGUGGUCGGCAUCGACAGGUUCCGCGUUUGGAUGGAGAAGUUCAGCAUCGACCAGCUUGUCGGCCCAGAUCCGAGCUGUAUGGAUCCUCGCUCUCUCCGACGGGAGACGUACACAAGCCUCGUCUCUCGCGCAUUCGAUGAUAUCCUUCCGGUCGACGACAUCGAGACCGCUGAUGGAACCUAUGCUACGGACGGGAGCUGCCACCAGUCCGAGAUCGUUCCGGAGUCAACGACCGCUGCCGUUGUAGGGAGCGGCGUGGCCGUCGUGAAGCUCUCCAAGCAGCAGAAGACCUCCUCUUACGACGGAGAACUGCUUGCCGUCGCUCUCGCUCUCCAGCAUGCCCGUGAACAGACGCCCGCUCUGAAGACUGUCCACAUCAUCUCAGACAGUCUCAACACUAUCAGCGCGGUGAAUUCACGCAUGGAACGCGGACCCACACCUCCAGGUCACACUUGGAAGUCGAGACCAGCGGCAGAAGCCUACAGAUGGCUGAUGUCCGAAGUCGAUCUCGCGCGCCAGCGCGGAGUGACAAUCGUGAUGACGCAUGUUCGAGCGCACACCAACUCGAACACGACCGCCCACCGACUGAACGCAUCAGCUGAUCAACUGGCGACGCAUGGCCACAGCGCAGCAGUCGGCAAAAAGCUUCCUCCUCUGACUGCUUGGAUGCCUCGCGUAGUUGCAUGGUCGGGGGAGAGUGGUUACAUUCCCGGCACGUGGAAGAAGGUGCUCCGUGGCAAUCUCAGGAAGCAUCAAUGGCUCUGGCUGCCCGAGAAGGAGCAGCAGGUGUUCCUCGCCGAGAACGAUCCUUCCUCGCCUAUCUCCUCCUACUGGUACACGCGCGACACCAAGGGGGUAGUGGCGCGCACGCAACUGCUCACACGCCUGCGCGAGUUCCCCACGGGUCAUCAUCAACACACUCGCAAACUUGGCAGUGCGAACUGUCCGUUUUGCCCCGAGCCAGAGCAAACCGACUCCCACUUGUUUGCGCAGUGUCCCCAUUUUGCCACAGCUCGCACGAAGGCGAUCGAGGGAGCAGUGGCGAAGGAGACCAAGCUGAAGCGGAAGAAGAUGCGCAAGGGCCCUCAGUCCGAACACGGUUCUGGCGUUGCCUCGCAGCAGGACGCCACUCUCCCGAGCUCCGGUACACGGCAACAGUCGCAGUCGCAGGUUGGCGACCCCCAGAUCCAGAGCAGCGGCGGAGCUGUUGAUCCCCAGGACUCGCAGACCACCCCCGAGAGCGCGACAGAGAAGGAGCGCCAGACUCACGAGCCCGACACUGAGACUGAGUCGCCGGACGACGAGAACAUGGCCGAGUUCCGCCGCUACCUCACCGACAUGUUCGCCGCAGACAGCGGCGUGGCGUGGUGGCAGGGGCGAACUCUCAGCCCGACCGGGUAUGCCGUCGCGCCGUCGCAAGUAUCAACCGCGCACGACUGCGCCGCCAUCCUGACUGCCGAUAUAGGACGCGUUGCUUUCCAGGAGUUAGCUGAGCGGAAGAAGAAGAACAAGGAGACGACGGUCGCGAAGCAGGUGGAGGAGACCAGCGAUCAAGAGGAAGAAGGGUAG